Molecule: messenger RNA, 299 nt
Organism: Paramecium sonneborni
Lineage: Eukaryota; Ciliophora; Oligohymenophorea; Peniculida; Parameciidae
Source: the annotation of a GenBank genome assembly
AUGGGGAGUGCUGUAGUCACAUUAUAAAAGAAUAUUUUUGAACAAGCCUCUUUAUUCAGAAAUAGAAAGACCUUUUUAAAUGAGAAAGUAAUAUCUUAAAUAUUCUUAGUAAAAAUAAACAAAUAAUCUUCUCAGACUUUAUUUCUUAUCCACAUUUGCUGUUUUACUUACAGUAAUAUUUUAUUGAUAUCAUUAAGCAAUUAGCAAUCAUGCAACAAGAAAAUGUAAUAUUUCAAAUGUAUGCGGAUUAUCGUAAGAAAAUAGAGUAGGAAAGAAAGUUUGUUAGAGAAACAUUAUGA